CAGAGCUGCAGUCGAGUCCUGUUUGUCUCUAAAAGAAGAUUCACCGGAGUCUAUCAGGUUUCUCUCAGCAACAGUGAGUGCAGACAUGUCUGCUGCCAGCAACCUGCGAUCUGAAGAUCAGUUUCUGUGCUGCAUCUGUCUGGAUGUGUUCACUGAUCCAGUCUCUACACCAUGUGGACACAACUUCUGCAAAACCUGCAUCAGUCAGCACUGGGACAUGAAUCAGAGCUGUCAGUGUCCCAUGUGUAAAGAAACUUUCAAAACUAGACCUCAGCUGAGGGUCAACACUUUUAUCUCUGAGAUUGUUGCUCAGUUCAGAAGUGAAGCUCAGCAGAAAGCCAGCAGCAGCAGCUCAGAGCAACAAGCUGCCAAACCAGGAGAAGUUCCCUGUGACGUCUGCACUGGAACCAGACUGAAGGCCCUGAAGUCCUGCCUGGUGUGUCAGACCUCCUACUGUCAGACUCACCUGGAGCCUCAUCUGACAGUGAAAGGUCUGAAAAGACAUCAGCUGAUUGAUGCUGUGGAGAACCUGGAAGGCAGGAUGUGUACGAAGCACGAUAAACCUCUGGAGCUGUUCUGUAAGACCGACCAGACAUGUGUCUGCACGCUCUGUCCUGUUUUAGAUCACAAGAACCACGAGUUUGUUCCUCUGAGAGAAGAAUAUGAAGGAAAGAAGGCAGAGCUGGAGAAGACAGAGGCUGAGAUUCAGCAGAUGAUCCAGAAGAGACGACUGAAGAUUCAGGAGAUCACAGAGUCAGUGAAGAUGAGUAAAGAUGCUGCAGACAGACAGAAAGCAGAAGGUGUUCAGGUCUUCACUGCUAUCAAGAAGUCUGUUAAGAGACACCUGAAGGUGUUCAUAAAGGAGAUCGAAGACAAACAGGAAACUACAGAGAAACAGGCUGAGGGUCUCAUCAAAGAUCUGGAACAGGAAAUCUCUGAGCUGAUGAAGAGAAGCUCUGAGGUGGAGCGGCUCUCACGCUCUGAAGACCACCUCCACCUCCUCCAAAGCUUCUCCUCCCUGAAAGCUGCUCCACUCACCAAGGACUGGACAGAGGUCAGAGUCAAUCCACCAUCAUAUGAGGGGACUGUGGGGAGAGCUGUGGCUCAGCUGGAGGAGACACUCUGGAAAGACAUGAAGAAGAAGCUGUUUGAGGCUGAGCUGAAGAAGGUCCAGCAGUAUGAGGUGGAUGUGACUCUGGAUCCUGAUACAGCUCAUCCUGAUCUCAUCCUGUCUGACGAUGGAAAACAAGUCUAUGAUAGUGAUAUGAGGAAGAAUCUUCCAGACAACCCAGAGAGAUUUUCUUACUGUCCCUUUGUUUUAGGAGAGCAGAGUUUCUCUUCAGGCAGAUUUUACUUUGAGGUUCAGGUUAAAGGAAACACUGAGUGGGAUUUAGGGGUGGCCAGAGAGUCGAUCAACAGGAAGGGAAACAUCACACUGAGACCUCAGGAUGGUUUCUGGGCUGUAGUGCUGAGAAAUGGAAAUGAUUACAGUGCUUGUGCAGGUCCUUCAGUCCCCCUCUGUCUUCAGUCUGGUCCUGAGCAGGUGGGGGUGUUUGUGGAUUAUGAGGAGGGUCUGGUCUCCUUUUAUGAUGUAGGUGCUGCAGCUCUGAUCUACUCCUUUACUGGCUGCUCCUUCACUCACAAACUGCUCCCAUUCUUUGGUCCCUGUAAUAGUGGUAAAAACUCUGCACCUCUUAUCAUCUGUCCUGCCAAUCAAACUGAGUAGAUCAAUGACUGAUUUUAUUUGAUUAACUGAUUGAUUUUUCCAUGUUCUCCACCUGGAGGUGUGGAGGAGAAAGGAGCAGGUGGAGCACAGACUGCUGUAUCCUUCCAGUCACAUCAUUUUGAUGUGAUAAUUAUGUUUCCAUAUUCUGAUGAUUUGGUUUAAAGAUAAACAGAGUUGGGGAAUGGCUGCAAUCACAGCAUGAAUAACAUGGUGAAGGAUAACCUGUCAUUAAAAAUAGUUUGCACAUGUGCAGAGGAGGGAGGGUGAACAUGUUGGAUAAAGGAUGAUGAAGAUGGAGCUGCCAGGCAGGGGAAGAGGAGGAAGACUCUGAGGAGGCUCAGGUGCAGAGGGUUGGUGUGACAGAGGAGGAUGCUGGGAUUGGAGGAGGUGGAGACAGAUGAUCUACUGUGGAGAUCUCUAAAGGAAGCAGCCAGAAGAAUCAAUUAGAAGAAGCAUAAAUUAGCAUCACAGGUCUUUGUUGAAAAGGACAUUGUUAAUCCCAUUGAGACUUUCACCUGGAUAAAUAAAGGA
Messenger RNA from Oreochromis aureus, 2257 nucleotides. Its product is annotated as E3 ubiquitin-protein ligase TRIM39-like. Gene Ontology annotation, molecular function: protein binding; zinc ion binding. The transcript has 2 exons. Lineage: Eukaryota; Metazoa; Chordata; Actinopteri; Cichliformes; Cichlidae. Bases 86 to 1726 code for a protein of 546 amino acids. The record is from RefSeq and is a predicted model, not a curated record.